UUUUGUUUUGUCUUUAGGAGAUUCAGUUUUAGAAGUGUGUGAAGGCUGUUAUCACUUACCUUAGAAUAYUCCAACUAGACACCAGGGGCCAGUUCUYUCCUCAGGUUAGCUCAAGAUGGCAGACCAGAGGCAACGUUCRCUCUCUACCUCUGGGGAGUCAUUAUACCACGUGCUGGGGCUGGACAAAAAUGCCACUUCAGAUGAUAUCAAAAAGUCUUACAGGAAACUGGCAYUGAAAUAUCAUCCUGAUAAAAACCCUGAUAAUCCAGAGGCAGCAGAAAAAUUUAAAGAGAUCAAUAAUGCCCACGCAAUAUUGACCGAUGCCACAAAGCGGAACAUUUACGAUAAGUAUGGGUCUCUGGGGCUCUAUGUAGCAGAGCAGUUUGGUGAAGAAAAUGUGAACACAUACUUCGUGCUGUCAAGCUGGUGGGCAAAGGCCUUGUUUGUGUUCUGUGGGCUCAUCACAGGCUGCUACUGCUGCUGCUGUCUGUGCUGCUGCUGUAAUUGUUGCUGUGGGAAGUGUAAACCAAAACCUCCCGAAGGCGAAGAGCAGGAAUUCUACGUCUCUCCAGAGGACUUGGAGGCACAGUUGCAGUCAGAUGAAAGGGAGGCCUCAGACGCACCUAUUGUGAUACAGCCAGCAUCAGCCACAGAGACAACCCAGCUCACAGCUGACUCUCACCCCAGCUACCACACUGAUGGAUUUAAUUAAGUUAAGGAAACACUGUCAUUAGAAUGGAUAAAAAAAAAAUACAUGGCCAACUCAACACUAGAAUCAUGAACAUUAGAAGUAGAGAACGGGGAGGGGGAAUAAUUCUGCCACAGUAAGAAGGCAGCUUUCCAACCUGCCGAAAAUAUUUUGUAAUCCCUUCAGCCUUUUGUCACCUUUCAGUGUCGUAUCUCGAUGAUACGUGAAGUGCUGUAGCAUGCAGUAUUUAAAGCAGUUUAGCUACGGUCUUAUUUGUUUCCUUUCUUUUAUUUUUUCUCCUGUUUUGUUUUUUUUUUAAUAGCAUGUAUGGAGUUAUGUUAAAUGUCUGUGGUGUAACGUAUUGAGUUGUCACAAUAUCAGUGCGAUGGAGACAUUCUGCAUUUUAAGCAGCAGUACUGGCCUAAAAAUGAGAUUUAAAAAGUGUCACAGAAGCCACUGUUCUUCYGUACAGCUGAGCUGUCGAAGACCUUUAGAAGUUGAGGAUUUUCAUUUGAGUGCAACAAACCAAUUAUUUUAUUCCUCCUUCUAUUCCUGCRUUAUUAUCUAAGCAAGUUUACAAAGCCAAGAACCAAAAAAUGCUAGUCCUGCAGGGCUGGAGUCCUCUCUAAUGCUGGUUUUCAGCUUAAAUAAAUCUACCUUGAAAAAUAAAAAGGGAGAGUUGCCAAUCUUUGAACACUAAAUUGAACAGCUCAUUGUGUAUGAGGCGAUCUCCAGUGACAAUGGAACCAAAACCAACUGGGAAUGGGCUCCUGUGGUGGUGGCAGUGGGAUUUUAUCUCCAAGCACAAUUUUGUUUUGAUUUGACUUCAGUURUUUUCCUGUAAUGCUAAAGACCAAAUAGUGCAGCUUUGUUUCWGAAUGCAUGAGAAUCUUAAAGUGAAACUGGUUAACUGGCUCUCACUGAGCAAAUGAAUUAAAUGCAGACAGUAGGCAACAGCAGAAAUGUUAAAAAAAAUGGGUUUUAAAAAUUGGUUSUAAUAAUUUGAGAUUUUAAUAGGCGAAUGGGGUAUUACAUGUCUUUUUUUUAAGCUUUUAUAAUACACUAACCCUUUAAUUUUCUCAUGAACGUAUUUGUGCAGUACUUAAGUGGAUUUUUAAGAACAAACCACCUUUCUUUGUGUUCAUAUUGUAUAAUUUGCACAUUGUCUUGCAUUUAGAUUUGUUUACACCAGUGUUUCUCUUUUCCUCAGAACAACUAUGUGGAAACCACUGAAAGGUUUCCUGUACUAUUUUGAAACCAAAUCAAGUCCAAAUUCUGUUCUAGAAACUGUGGUUUAUUGAGGUUUAACAGUUAAAAAGGCAUUUUAGGCAGCUGCUGAAUUGCUAGUGUAUUUUAUCAAGUCCUGCUAUAGAUGAUACAGAGUCAGGAUCUAGGACAGCUCAGAGAGCCCACACUUGGCACUUUCAGCGGGUAAUUAUGGCCUCGUUAAUUUUGAUCGUUACGGUUUUAUAUCACAAUGCCUCUACUAUUCCUCAUACCCCCAUCUCCCUGAUUUGCUUUUCCCCUCUUUCUGUGGAGGGGCUGUUGGCACCUUCCCCCCAUGUGUUCUGCUCCCUUACCAUCUCCAGGUGGUACUUUGGAGUUAUGAUCUGUGGGUUUGCACAAAGACCACCAGGAAAGGGCAGGGGCCCAGAGAACCAUUCUGAAUAUAUUUUCCUGCUGUCUUUGCAUGAGCAACAAGGAUGGAGCACAUGAAAUCUGCCAUGAAGCCCGUGUUAAAUGUKCUGGGUAGGAGAACAUGUUUUCCCCACGGUCUCAGUGCUCAGUGAGGAGCGUUUGCACACCCAGACUUUGCUGUGGCUGUUGGUACAAGCACAUAUUUGCCUGCAUGGGAGCUUGCUGCAUAUCAGCAUGAUUUUAGUACCACAUCCGGCCCCCAAAAUCCCCCCCAAAACUGUUACUUUUAAUUAAUGGCUCAAUUUCAGCAGCACACUCCUUAAUGACU
Messenger RNA from Malurus melanocephalus (red-backed fairy wren), 2654 nucleotides. RefSeq names its product DnaJ heat shock protein family (Hsp40) member C5 (gene DNAJC5). Gene Ontology annotation, cellular component: membrane; intracellular membrane-bounded organelle; presynapse. Bases 116 to 712 code for a protein of 198 amino acids. Gene Ontology annotation, biological process: regulation of synaptic vesicle cycle. The record is from RefSeq and is a predicted model, not a curated record. The transcript has 5 exons. Lineage: Eukaryota; Metazoa; Chordata; Aves; Passeriformes; Maluridae.